GUUAACCAGUUGUCGUACCGGUUCAAGUCCGUUCCACGCUUCCCUUCAAAAUCACUUUUCCUACAAAUUCUUCAAUCCACCAAACCCUCACGACACACUAACAACCCCGUUCAGCAGGCAGCCGCCAUAGCCCUCCGCCGCCAAAGCCCACUUCAGUGUUAUCGGACUUUGGCUUGCAUUUGCUUGAGAAUCCAUGGCUGCUUUGUCUCCAAUUCCCAUAAAGCAAUGCCAGCUAAAGAUUUUGUGUGGCACCACUAUUUGGAAUCCUCAAGUUCCAAAUGGUUUCCAAGGGGGAUUAAAUGGUGCAAGUUCGCUAAAGAUUUUACCUUCUCAUGGGAAAAGAUUGUGGGGUAGGUCAGUACGGUGCAAGGUUUUGGGGGAAACAGACGAUAUGGGUUUUGAAGUGAGCAGUGCCAUUAAAGACGAUCUAUUUGUUGGGUUUUUCAGAGAAGCUUGGCCUUAUUUUCUUGCUCAUCGAGGAAGCACCUUUGUUAUUUUAAUCUCAGCUGAAAUUGUUGAUAGCCCUCAUUUGGAUCACCUUCUCAUGGACAUAUCCCUCCUUCAUGGUCUGGGAAUCAAGUUUGUUCUUGUACCAGGAACUCAUGUUCAGAUUGACCGGCUUCUCGCUGAAAGGGGAAGUGAGCCCAAGUACGUAGGCCGCUACAGGAUUACAGAUCCUGAUUCACUCAAUGCGGCUAUGGAUUCAUCUGGAAGAAUUCGUCUUAUGAUAGAGGCAAAGUUGUCUCCUGGCCCUUCAUUGACUGGCGUCCGCAGGCACGGAGAAAAUAGUCGCUGGCAUGAUAGUGUCGGUGUUGCCAGUGGUAAUUUUCUAGCAGCGAAGAGAAGAGGAGUUGUCGAAGGAAUCGAUUAUGCUUCAACUGGUGAAGUAAAGAAGAUAGAUGUUUCUCGAAUUCGUGAGAGGCUUGAUCAGGAUUGCAUUGUGCUAUUAAGCAAUCUUGCUUAUUCCAGCUCUGGAGAAGUAUUAAACUGCAACACGUACGAAGUUGCGACGGCUUGUGCCUUGGCUCUAGGAGCAGAAAAACUAAUUUGUAUCAUAGACGGCCCAAUUCUUAAUGAAUCUGGCCGUCUUAUUAGUUUCUUAACUCUUGAAGAUGCUGAUAUGUUGGUCCGCAAACGAGCUGAGCAAAGUGAGACUGCUGCUAAUUAUGUAAAAGCUGUUAGUCAGGAGGACUUCAAUCAUUUUGGUUACAAUGAUUCCAAUGGAUCACUCCUUUCCCAAAAUGGCAAUGGUUAUAGCCGAAGAUACAAUCCCACAUUUCAGAAUGGCAUUGGUUUUGACAAUGGAAAUGGGCUUUGGUCUAGUGAACAAGGUUUUGCAAUUGGGGGACAGGAGAAACUAAGUAGAUCAAAUGGUUAUCUCUCAGAAUUAGCCGCUGCUGCUUUUGUUUGCCGAGGAGGUGUUCAAAGAGUGCACCUGUUGGAUGGUACUAUUGGUGGAGUUUUACUGAAGGAAUUGUUCCAAAGAGAUGGAGUCGGGACUAUGGUUGCUAGCGAUCUUUAUGAAGGAGCACGGAUGGCCAAGGUGUCGGAUAUUCCUGAAAUAAAGCAGUUGUUACAGCCUCUAGAAGAAUCUGGAACAUUGAUCAGAAGGACUGAGGAAGAGCUAGCGGAAGCGCUGCAUUCAUUUGUUGUUGUGGAGAGAGAGGGACACAUUAUAGCUUGUGCGGCUCUCUUUCCUUACUUUGAAGAAAAAUGCGGGGAGGUUGCUGCCAUUGCUGUUUCUCCUGAUUGUCGUGGCCAAGGACAGGGAGACAAGUUACUUGGUAUGGUGACUCUUUUCUCAUAAUAGAACUAUUUAUUCUUCCAUAUUUAAGGCAUAUGAGCAGAUUUGAGGACAUUCUAGUUAUUUUAUUUAAUCCUUAUUGAAGAUGCAAGUACAUUAGCGAGAGACUAAUCUAAGAGUUCUUAUAUAUUUCCAUAAGAGGCUAAAAAUACUUGGAUAAGCCUGUAAUAAAAGGUAAGUCACUUUAAAUGGGUAUAGUUGUUGAUUUUCUAUGUAUCCUUGUAUUCUUGGUCCUUGGAUAAGUGUAUCAAGAGACAGUGAACAAGUCUAAGCAGGGGCGGAUCGAU
Messenger RNA from Nicotiana tabacum (common tobacco), 2091 nucleotides. The record is from RefSeq and is a predicted model, not a curated record. NCBI's taxonomy places the organism in Eukaryota, Viridiplantae, Streptophyta, Magnoliopsida, Solanales, Solanaceae.